CGUCUCCGAAUGUUGUUGUUGGUGGCGGUGGCGAGCGGAGCCGGAGGAGCCGCCGCAAAGAUGGAGGAGCCGUCGAGGAGGCGCUGCCGCUGCUGCCGCCGCCGCUGCUGCCGCCGCCGCCCGCGAAGCCGGAGCUCGAGCCGCAGGGGGGAUGCUGUUGUGAGUGCCUGACUGCCUCGCCCUGGAGGAUGGCCUCGGAUGGGCAUUAGAGGCACAGCGGCCCCGGGCUCCUGUCCCGUCCGUCUGUCUGUUAUCGGCUGUCUCUCUUGACAUCACUGCAGCUCCACCCCCUCCCAUCCCAGCCCCCAACACCAGCUUCCUGCAGCCCCAGAGCCGGUAUGAACUCUCCCACCAAGUCGGGAGGCAGUGGGCUGUGGUGGUUAGAGCUCAGACUUGAGCCUCGGACAUCCCAGCCCUAUCGUUUAAGCAGACCUAGGAUGGGAUGUCAGGCCGGGAACCAUCCUUGGAAAUCCUGCCUCGGACCCCUCUACACGGCAUCCCUGUGUCAGUGGAUGUGAAGCCGGUGCUGCCAGGAGCCAUGCCCAGCUCCCUUGGCGGCGGGGGUGGAGGCAGCCCCAGCCCCAUGGAGCUGCGGGGGGCUCUGGCAGGCCCUGUGGACCCCGCACUGCGAGAACAGCAACUGCAGCAGGAGCUCCUGGCGCUCAAACAGCAGCAGCAGCUGCAGAAGCAGCUCCUGUUUGCUGAGUUCCAGAAGCAGCAUGACCACCUGACGCGGCAGCACGAGGUCCAGCUGCAGAAGCACCUCAAGCAGCAGCAGGAGAUGCUGGCAGCCAAGAGGCAGCAGGAGCUGGAGCAGCAGCGGCAGCGGGAGCAGCAGCGGCAGGAGGAGCUGGAGAAGCAGCGGCUGGAGCAGCAGCUGCUCAUCCUGCGGAACAAGGAGAAGAGCAAAGAAAGUGCCAUCGCCAGCACUGAGGUGAAGCUGAGGCUCCAGGAGUUCCUCUUGUCGAAGUCAAAGGAGCCCACGUCGGGCGGCCUCAACCAUUCCCUCCCACAGCAUCCCAAAUGCUGGGGAGCCCACCAUGCUUCUUUGGACCAGAGUUCCCCACCCCAGAGCGGCCCCCCUGGGACGCCACCCUCCUACAAACUGCCUUUGCUUGGGCCCUAUGACAGCCGUGAUGACUUCCCCCUCCGCAAAACAGCCUCUGAACCCAACUUGAAAGUGCGUUCGAGGCUAAAGCAGAAGGUGGCUGAGCGGAGAAGCAGUCCCCUCCUACGUCGCAAAGAUGGGACUGUCAUUAGCACCUUUAAGAAGAGAGCUGUUGAGCUCACAGGUGCUGGGCCAGGGGUACCCUCGGUGUGUAACAGCGCUCCAGGCUCCGGGCCCAGCUCUCCCAACAGCUCCCACAGCACGAUUGCUGAGAACGGCUUUACUGGCUCAGUCCCCAACAUCCCUACUGAGAUGCUCCCCCAGCACCGGGCCCUCCCUCUGGACAGCUCCCCUAACCAGUUCAGCCUCUACACAUCUCCCUCUCUGCCCAACAUCUCCCUAGGGCUGCAGGCCACAGUCACUGUCACCAACUCGCACCUCACUGCCUCCCCAAAGCUGUCGACGCAGCAGGAGGCCGAGAGGCAGGCUCUCCAGUCCCUGCGGCAGGGUGGCACACUGACGGGCAAGUUCAUGAGCACAUCCUCCAUCCCUGGCUGCCUGCUGGGCGUGGCGCUGGAGGGUGACACCAGCCCCCAUGGGCAUGCGUCUCUGCUGCAGCACGUGCUGCUGCUGGAGCAGGCCCGGCAGCAGAGCACUCUCAUCGCGGGUGCCCUGACAAUGAUGGUCACUCCCACCCCUCACCCCACAGUGCCACUCCACGGGCAGUCCCCUCUGGUGACGGGUGAACGUGUGGCCACCAGCAUGCGGACAGUGGGCAAGCUCCCGCGGCACCGGCCCCUGAGCCGCACUCAGUCGUCCCCACUGCCCCAGAGCCCGCAGGCCCUGCAGCAGCUGGUCAUGCAGCAGCAGCACCAGCAGUUCCUGGAGAAGCAGAAGCAGCAGCAGCUGCAGCUGGGCAAGAUCCUCACCAAGACGGGGGAGUUGCCACGGCAGCCCACUACGCACCCCGAGGAGACGGAGGAGGAGCUGACUGAGCACCAGGAGGCCUUGCUAGGGGAGGGAGCCCUGACCAUACCCCGAGAAGGCUCCACGGAGAGUGAGAGUACACAGGAGGACCUGGAGGAGGAGGAGGAGGAGGAGGAGGAAGAGGAGGAGGAGGAGGAAGAGGAGGAGGACUGCAUCCAGGUCAAGGACGAGGAGGGCGAGAGUGGCACUGAGGAGGGGCCCGACUUGGAGGCGUCCAGUGCUGGUUACAAAAAGAUAUUUUCAGAAGCCCAGCAGCUACAGCCACUGCAGGUGUACCAGGCACCCCUUAGCUUGGCCACUGUACCCCACCAGGCCCUGAGCCGUACCCAGUCCUCACCUGCUUCUGCUGGGAGCAUGAAGAGCCCCCCAGACCAGCCCACCAAACACCUCUUCACCACAGGUGUGGUCUAUGACACGUUCAUGCUGAAGCACCAGUGCAUGUGCGGGAAUACACACGUGCACCCCGAGCACGCUGGCCGGAUCCAGAGCAUCUGGUCUAGGCUGCAGGAGACAGGCCUGCUUAGCAAGUGUGAGCGGAUCCGGGGUCGCAAAGCCACGCUGGAUGAGAUCCAAACGGUGCACUCUGAAUACCACACCCUACUCUAUGGGACCAGCCCCCUCAACCGGCAGAAGCUGGACAGCAAGAAGCUGCUUGGCCCCAUCAGCCAGAAGAUGUACGCCAUGCUGCCUUGUGGGGGCAUUGGGGUGGACAGUGACACUGUGUGGAACGAGAUGCACUCCUCCAGUGCCGUGCGCAUGGCAGUGGGCUGCCUGGUGGAGCUGGCUUUCAAGGUGGCAUCAGGAGAGCUCAAGAAUGGAUUUGCCAUCAUCCGGCCCCCAGGACACCAUGCAGAGGAAUCCACAGCCAUGGGAUUCUGCUUCUUCAACUCUGUAGCCAUCACAACCAAACUUCUGCAGCAGAAGCUGAAUGUGGGCAAGGUUCUCAUCGUGGACUGGGACAUUCAUCAUGGCAAUGGCACCCAGCAAGCGUUCUACAGUGACCCUUCCGUACUCUACAUCUCCCUGCAUCGCUAUGACAACGGGAACUUCUUUCCAGGCUCUGGAGCUCCUGAGGAGGUUGGCGGAGGGCCGGGCGUGGGGUACAAUGUGAACGUGGCAUGGACGGGAGGUGUGGACCCCCCCAUCGGAGACGUGGAGUACCUAACGGCCUUCAGGACAGUAGUGAUGCCCAUUGCCCGGGAGUUCUCACCUGAUGUGGUCCUGGUCUCUGCUGGGUUUGAUGCUGUUGAGGGACACCUGUCUCCACUGGGUGGCUACUCUGUCACCGCCAGAUGUUUUGGCCACUUGACCAGGCAGCUCAUGACGCUGGCAGGGGGCCGGGUGGUGCUGGCCCUGGAGGGAGGCCAUGACUUGACCGCCAUCUGUGAUGCCUCUGAGGCCUGUGUCUCAGCUCUGCUCAGCGUGGAGCUGCAGCCCUUGGAUGAGGCAGUCUUGCAACAAAAACCCAACAUCAAUGCAGUGGCCACGCUAGAGAAAGUCAUCGAGAUCCAGAGCAAACACUGGAGCUGUGUGCUGAGGUUUGCUGCUGGUCUGGGACGUUCCCUGCGGGAGGCCCAGGCAGGGGAAACAGAGGAGGCUGAGACUGUGAGUGCUAUGGCCUUGCUGUCGGUGGGGGCCGAGCAGGCCCAGGCUGCUGCAGCCAGGGAGCAUGGCCCCAGGCCGGCAGAGGAGCCCAUGGAGCAGGAACCCACCCUGUGACGCCCUGGCCCCAUCCCUCUGGGCUUCAUCAUUGUGAUUUUGUUUAUUUUUUCUAUUAAAAGCAAAAAGUCACACAUUCAA
Molecule: messenger RNA, 3895 nt
Organism: Manis javanica (Malayan pangolin)
Lineage: Eukaryota; Metazoa; Chordata; Mammalia; Pholidota; Manidae
Source: RefSeq, a predicted model, not a curated record